AAAGCGGCGGCAGGUCGCUUCAGUCAGUCGAAGACGUUAAGCGCACCAAGUCGCCUGCCGCUCCACUCCAUUCCAAGUCCAAGUCCAAAACUCGAACUCGAAACGUUCGUGGAUCGCAUAUAUAGUGGUAUUACGAAACUACGACAAGUUGGCGGCCAUGAAUCUGCGGUACAUCUGCACUCUGACUCUGGUGCCAACGCUCUGCGUGCUGCUGGUGCUUCUUCUGGAGUUCGUGGAGGAGGGUCUGGCCCAAAGUUCCGAUCCACUGUUCGAACUGCCCGUCCAGCUGGUGGGAUUCCCCGUGAUCGUGCUCUCCGUCCGCUUGUCCCAGUUCGCCAAGAAGCUGGCCUACUCCCUCAGUCCCAGUACAUAUAGAUCUCGCAGCAGAAGAGAUAUCGCCCAUCCACUUUCCCUUGACGCUGAGUUGGCCCAAAAACAGAUCCUGGGCGAGUUCGGGCCACAGGCCUGUAUCCUGGAAGAGCCGUGCCGGGUCCACGCCUCCCGACACUCGGGUUCCAGUGAACGACGCUUUCCAGGCGAUGGAAAUGCAAAGCCACAUGCCGCCUGGUCGGAGGUGUUGAGGAACUACAAAGUGCAAUCGGGCGUCAGUGGGAUGAAACAAUGGUACCUGCUGUCCCUGUUCAUCGGCGAUGCUGUGCGGGAUGUGCCGCUCUGCAAGCACCUGGCCAAAAGGAUGCCCUGUCCAGGAGUUGGACCCUUGCCCCCGCCCCAACCUCGAUGAAGAUCUGGUCGACGCCACCUCCUCUGGGGCACUUCAAAAUAACGGAGGUGGAGCAUCCGGAUGGAGUCCCCUUAGUCAGUCACAUCGGACAUCUUUGUUAAUCAUCCAUCUUUCGGGACUCGCAUUCAGCAUCCAACAUACAUGUGCUGUCCUCGUACACCCCAUCAUUUCGCUGUACUUUUAGUUGCUUUUAAGGUUUUUAAUUUAAACGAACGCCCGCCAACAGACGUAGGCGCUUAGAUUUAUGAGUAAGCAAAUAAAUAAACAAACCAGCUGGAAAAAAUCAACCGAAA
Molecule: messenger RNA, 1035 nt
Organism: Drosophila gunungcola (fruit fly)
Lineage: Eukaryota; Metazoa; Arthropoda; Insecta; Diptera; Drosophilidae
Exons: 3
Coding region: 158-742 (194 amino acids)
Source: RefSeq, a predicted model, not a curated record